Numida meleagris (helmeted guineafowl) is the source of this 1782-nucleotide messenger RNA. It is a transcript of the gene NUDT15, whose product is annotated as nudix hydrolase 15. Gene Ontology annotation, biological process: dGTP catabolic process. The transcript has 3 exons. Gene Ontology annotation, cellular component: cytosol. Gene Ontology annotation, molecular function: 8-oxo-7,8-dihydrodeoxyguanosine triphosphate pyrophosphatase activity. The coding region runs from base 94 to 582 and encodes 162 amino acids. NCBI's taxonomy places the organism in Eukaryota, Metazoa, Chordata, Aves, Galliformes, Numididae. The record is from RefSeq and is a predicted model, not a curated record.
CUAAGUGCAUGCGCAACGGCCGCACUCCCUCGGCCGCCGCUGCUGCGGGCUUGAGGACGCGCGGAGCGCUCUCGUGCAGAGCUCGCGGCUGCCAUGGGCGAAGCGACGCGUCCCCAGCGCCCCGGGAUCGGCGUGGGGGUGGUGGUCACCAGUCCCGCGCAUCCCAACUGCGUCCUGCUGGGCAAAAGGAAGAGUCCGAUAGGAGCCGGCACGUACCAGCUCCCCGGAGGCCACCUGGAGUUCGGGGAGAGCCUGGCUGAGUGCGCCGCCAGGGAGACGCUGGAGGAGGCGGCGCUGCGCCUGCGCAACGUGCGCUUCGCUUCCGCCGUCAACGCCGCGUGCACCGCCGCGCGCUACCACUACGUCACCGUCCUCAUGAAGGGCGAGGCCGAGCCGGGGGCGGAGCCGCGCAACUGCGAGCCCGACAAGAACGAGGGUUGGGAAUGGGUUAAGUGGGAUGAGUUUCCCCCGGCGGAUCAGCUCUUCUGGGGCCUGCGGUGCCUGAGGGAACAAGGCUACAACCCUUUUACGGAAGACCUGGAUCACCUGAAGGGUUACACGGGGAGCCACCAGCUGGCAUGAAACCUGGUGGCAUAACAGCCCAAAGGACCGAGCUGUUUUUUUGGUGCAGAAAUCAAAAGGAUGUGUCACGCUGACUUUGCCCAUAUCUGAACUGCAGUUACCACUGCCGUGCUUUCACCUGAGUUGUCAUGCGGCUAGGAGGUAGAUGGGGCUGCCUUCCAAGCUAGCUCUUCAACUGCAAACAUCUUCUGUAGCUGUUAAUGUUUUCCUUUAGGCAUACUGCUUUAUCUGGGGAAUCUUUAUAAUGAGAUGAGAUGCCCUUUGGAAGUAAGUGAGAAACUUACUCGCUUGGAAACAGUUGUAGCAGCGUGCCCAAGAGAAAAUGAUUUGUUUAAGCAACGGUCCUGGUUUCUGUGUAAAGCUGUUAUGUAUAUCAUGCUGCUUUCCUGCAGUGAUACGUCUUGGACCAAUUUUUAAACUUAGCCUUGUUAUAUAGCUCCAGUUAAGAUGCUUUCAGCAUCCAUACUAAACAAAAGUUUUCCGAAGAGCGUCUUGCUCUCCUACAGUAUACUUGAAAAUCAGUACCAUAAACAUUUAAAGAUUACUGCAGAGAAUGAAAAUUCUCUGACCCCUUUUGCUUCCCCCCCUCCCCCAUCUACCUUCUGUUUGCACCCUCAGUUGCAAUAAAACUUGUUCUCAGAAGUAUUUCAGAUCUCAGGUGGCUACCAUUUCUGACCAUGAACUCUAAGAGGUUAACGUCAAGGAGCCUACGGUCUUCUUCUAGGCUGACAUAUUAUGUAAAUCAAUUCAUUUACAGGUGUACAGCUGUGUCAGACAGUUGGACUUUUAAGAGGAAUGCCAGUAUUAAACAGCACAGAUUGAUGUAAUCCUUUACGGCUACUAGGAUUUGAUUAAAAUCUUAAUUUUCUGCAUGGGGCGACCCAAUAAUUGAAUUGGCAGCAAAUGCAAUCACAGACUACAUCUACAAAAAUGAUGAAUUUGUCAUUUUUGUACGAACUGUAACCAAACCUGGCUUUUUUCAAGCUGUAGGUAUGAGGAUUUUAGCCAUUCCUUUUUGGAUAAGGACAGACUGUGACUUGGAAAAAAAACCACAUAAUUGCCUUAGGUUUUUCUUUCCAGGGUUAUUUUAAAACACAUUUUUGUUUGUAUUGUUCAGAUACACCCGUUGUAGAAAACUAUCUGAGAUGUAUUUUUUUUAAAAUAAGCACAAUACUGGAAGAUUAAAGUUGUCUGAGAUUA